Molecule: messenger RNA, 771 nt
Organism: Pseudovirgaria hyperparasitica
Lineage: Eukaryota; Fungi; Ascomycota; Dothideomycetes; Acrospermales; Acrospermaceae
Exons: 4
Coding region: 139-687 (182 amino acids)
Molecular function (GO): chitin binding
Source: RefSeq, a predicted model, not a curated record
CGUCCCUGAUUUCGACUCUUGUUAGACUCCAUUCCUCCAUCCUGGUCUGGUUCUGUUUCUCUUAACUUCGAGUCCCAUUGCGACUGUGGUGCACUCUUCUCAUUCACUCGUGUUGCUUAACGCAUCCCAAAUUCUACGAUGUACACGCACGACAAAUUCGGCAGCUUCUUGCUGUUUGUACUGUUCGUGUUGUAUCUCAGCACAACUUUUGCGGCACCAUCUACGAGAAUCCCGACUCUAACAAUACGGCAAGAUUCCAACUUGACUGUCAGUGGAGAUGGGUCAUGCGGCGGCUCGUCAGGACAAACGUGUGAGGGCAGCACAUUCGGUGAUUGUUGCUCAUCUAAAGGAUUUUGCGGGAAGAACGAAAGCUAUUGUACGACGGGAUGCCAAGGUGAUUUUGGCCAAUGUCCAACCUCAGACACUAGUUCGGAUGGGUCCUGCGGCGGUCCCACCAGCAUCACAUGCGUAGGCAGCGAAUUUGGAAACUGCUUUGCGGCAGUGGCUCGAGCUACUGUGGGAGCGGAUGCCAGUCAGACUUUGGAUCCUGUGGUGUGGGAAACAUCAUGUCUAUCAGUUCAGAUGGUACAUGCGGUGGACCAGACAAAAUCAGCUGUCAGGGCAGUGACUACGGAAAUUGCUGUAGUCAGAGAGGCUAGUCAGUACACUUCAAGACUUGACAGCUGAACUCGCCGCUAAUCCUACAUCGUCAGUUGUGGUGCGAAUGUCUCUUAUUGUUCCUCGGGGUGUCAAAGCGAAUUCGGAACAUGU